AUGCCAUCCAACGAAUCCCUUUACAAUGAGACGAUCAAUGUAGACCCCGGUCAAUAUGCAUUCAAAGAGCGUAAGCUUCGAGUUGUCUGCAUAGGGGCGGGACUCUCUGGCUUGAUCCUCUCUCAUAAACUGAAACACGAGCAGCCGUUUGAGUUCGUAGAUUUUACGAUCUACGAAAAGAACUCCGAAGUUGGAGGCGCAUGGCUCGAGAAUGUCUACCCCGGUGUCGGAUGCGAUGUUCCUGCCCACAGCUAUGUCUUUCCAUUCGAGCCGAACCCAAAUUGGUCUAAAUGUUAUGCCGGAGGUGCUGAGAUUGAGCAAUACAUUGUUGACACGGUAGAUAAGUAUGAAUUGAAAGAUCCGAUCGUGUUUGACACCAAGCUCGUCAAGUCUGUUUGGAACGAGGAGCGAGGCAAGUGGGCGCUCGAGCUCAAGCAAAAUGACAAGACUAUCCAAGAUGAAGCGGACAUUCUCAUCGAUGGUUCCGGUAUUCUCAAUCAGUGGAAGAUGCCGAACAUCGCUGGUUUGGAGCAGUUCGCUGGCAAGCUUGUGCACACGGCUGGUUGGGAUAAAACCUACGACUGGACUGAUAAGAAGAUCGCAGUCAUUGGAAAUGGCUCAUCUGCUCUUCAAGUUGUGCCUGCGCUCCAGCCCAAGGCCGCAAAAAUUGUCAAUUACAUUCGUCAACCGACCUGGGUGUCCGUCAAUCUCUGUCCGGACGUUACGAAGGAUGGAAUGGGAACAAACUUUGAAUAUACCGAGGAAGAGAAGGCGAUGUUCCGAGAUGACCCAAAAGCUUUCCUGGAGUACAGGAAAAAAAUUGACUGCUCUGUCAACACCGUCUACCGAUUGAUGUUAUCCGGCUCUGAGCUCAAUCAAGGGCUAUUUGAUGCGAUUUCGGGUCUUAUGCGCCAACGUCUCAGUCAGAAUCCCCAUCUGAUUGAUAAACUUAUCCCGAAAUACGAAAUCGGAUGUCGCAGACUAAGUCCUGGUGAUGGAUAUCUCGAAUCGAUGCAGCAAUCAAAUGCCGAAUGGUGCUUUGAAGGCAUCGAGGAGAUCACCAAGACCGGCAUUCGCACAGCAGCGGGUGAAGAGGAGUUUGACUUGAUUGUUUGUGCGACUGGCUUUGACACCACCUUUAUUCCCGGGUGGGAGCUGGUUGCUCGAGAUGGUCGACGACUUGAUGUGCAGUGGAAGAAGGUACCCGAGGCAUACUUCUCUAUUUGCGCAGGUGGAGUGCCUAACUACUUCAUAUUCAAUGGACCCAACUGUCCCAUUGGUCAUGGCAGCGUGCCACAGAUGGUCGGUUGGACUGCUGAUUACAUGCUGAAAUGGGUGAAGAAGAUGGCUCGGGAGGAUAUAAAGUCCAUUGCAGUAAACGAUUCCGCUGUGAGAAAUUACAACCGCCGUGCCCAAGCGGGUCUAAGACGAACUGUUUGGAGUAAGGGUUGUCAUGCUUGGUAUAACAACGGAGAAGCUGUCACGGCGAUGUACCCAGAGGCUAUUGAGGAUGUUCGGGGUGAAGACUUUGAUAUCAGACACAACAACACCUCGGAUCCAUUCUCGUAUCUUGGAAAUGGAGAACUAGAGUGGGAGAGGGAAGAUGGUGCAGAUUUGGCAUUCUAUUUGAAAUAG
Molecule: messenger RNA, 1635 nt
Organism: Penicillium concentricum
Lineage: Eukaryota; Fungi; Ascomycota; Eurotiomycetes; Eurotiales; Aspergillaceae
Product: flavin-containing monooxygenase
Exons: 4
Coding region: 1-1635 (544 amino acids)
Molecular function (GO): flavin adenine dinucleotide binding; N,N-dimethylaniline monooxygenase activity; NADP binding
Source: RefSeq, a predicted model, not a curated record